Messenger RNA from Malaya genurostris, 2386 nucleotides. RefSeq lists its product as uncharacterized. The coding region runs from base 167 to 2089 and encodes 640 amino acids. The record is from RefSeq and is a predicted model, not a curated record. Gene Ontology annotation, molecular function: RNA uridylyltransferase activity. The transcript is spliced from 3 exons. NCBI's taxonomy places the organism in Eukaryota, Metazoa, Arthropoda, Insecta, Diptera, Culicidae.
GACGUUGCGAGAAAAAUCUCUAGUGUUUGUAGUGAGCAUCUUACGCGUUCUCCAUUUGCUGGUUCCGAACAGAAAUUUUAUUCUAUAAGUUGUUUAAUUGAUAUAUCUGAAAAGAAAAGAACGGCAGAUUCCAGUAAUCAGUGAUUUUUAUUCCAAAACAAUAGUGAUGGCGGAUGAACAAAAACCUGGACCGUCGCAAGCGUCUGCUUCUGAAAAGAACCCAACUGGGCAGCAACCGAAUCAACCGCAAGGAAAAGGACGAAAGCGAAAGCUUUCGACAAGGCAAGGCGUUGCGAACAAACGAGAGCCAACCGAGGAAACACUGGACGCUGAAAGACUGCGAUGUAUGGUGGAACCGGUUUUAGAAACUUUACGUUCAAUGGAGACGCGUAAUGAGGGCGACACAAUGAAUGCUCUGAUUGAAACUCUUCAACCGUCGCAGGUCGAAAUCGAAAUGGCACUGAACAAGGUCAAGAUGGAUCUCAGCAAUGUACUGCCCUUUCCGAACAACAACUUCAUGAUUUACGAUUUCGGGUCGAUUAGAUCAGGGUUGGCUUUCCGGGACUCGGAUCUUGACUUCUACGUCCAUUACGAAAAGAAUAACGAGAAUAAGAUGGACCAGAAAAAGCUGAUACACGUAAUCGGCGGUCGAAUGUCGAGGGAUCCAAAUUUUUACAAUUUGACAAAGAUCCUAGGGGCCAAAGUGCCUCUCCUGCGGGCCAUUCAUGGGCCAACGAAUUUAACUUGCGACAUUAAUUUUUGUAACGCUCGUGGCUGUUACAAUAGUAAAUUUAUUUAUGCUGUGACUAGAUUUGACCACCGGAUUCAUAAACUGGCAGUGAUUGUUAAGUUCUGGGCGAAAUGCGCCUUCUUGCUGACCAAUCACCGUCAGAUGAACACCUACUGCAUCAUAAUGAUGUUGAUUUUCUAUCUGCAGACGAAAAAACUACCGCUUCUGCCCUCGGUUCAGGAUUUACAAAUGGGGAUCCCAAGAGUUAACUAUGGUCCGUGGAAUUUGGGCUAUCCGCGGGACAUUAAUUUUAUGUCGAUGAACAAAGAAUCCGUACGAUCAUUGCUAAUCAACUUCUUUAAAUAUUAUGCCAACUUUGAGUACGAGAAAAACCUAAUUUCUCCAUAUGUUGGCCGAUUGUGCACGGUUCUUGAGAUGAAGCAAUCGAAGGUUCGCGAACUGCAGCCCUACUACCGGGCCGUUGAGCACCAGGACUAUCCACCGUUCAACUUUGGCACAAUGAUAUCGAUUCAGGACCCGUUUGAGUUGAAUCUCAACAUCGGCGGAGUGUGCAAUUCGGCAGCGCAUUUCGAACAGUUCAAGUUGAGUUUCAAAACCGCAUACGAAGUUUGCAGCUCAAUGAAUAGCGAACCUUUCAAUAAACUGUUGGAAGGUCUUUUCACGAAUGUUAAACGCUAUCAGAAACCAGGCAGAGCGGUCUCAACUGUCGGCAAUAAUGGUACUGUGAAAAAAGAAAACGGUCAAAUUGAUAAUUGGAAAAUUUGUCGUUUGCUUCCGAUCGAGUACGAACUGUUCAUCGUGCGUCAGAUUCUGCUAGCGAAACUUACCGAUAAAGAUGGUGUCAUAACUGAGCGACAAAUAAAGGACAUGUGGGCUGAGUGCACACUAGACUUCAUAGAAGACAUUCUGCAGAAAAUUUACCUUUGCAAGCUCGAACCCUUACCCGAAGCUUUCCCAAUCACCGUACCAUCCAGUAUCGAGAAAAAGGACAUCCGCACUUUUCAGUUGACCUGCGAACGGCAAGUCAUCUUCAAACGUCCACGACUGCAAUUUUCCAACGAAGAAGAACUGAAUAACGAAAUCGCCGUCAGCAAGGCCCGGUGGCAACUGAACAAACCGCUCGCCUUUUCGACCCGGUUAGACAUGUUCAAGACGCAGGAUGCUAUCGAGUUUCACAUCACGGAAGAACAGCGCAAAAACGGAGCAAUUCGAGUUUUCGUCGAAACCUGUUUUCUGACCCAGGUCAGAAAGUGCAUCGGAGGCUACUUCAAGCUGAUGCUGGCAAAGACAGAAGAGAAAAGCAGGACACAAGCGGUAAAUUCGGCAGCUGGAAAGUAAUAGAAUUUUAUGGUAAUAUUAGCAUACGUUUCCUCCUAGGUCUAGGUUCAAAAUCAUUGCUUGAUCGGAUCUAUUUUUGUUUUACAAAUAUGAUUUUCCGAUAAUUCGGAAAUCCUGUUUUCUUUUCUACGGGACUCAGGAUCCGAGGUUUAUCCUACAACUUAACCUCUCAUAAUAAUUAUAAUUAUUGAUGAAAACAAAAUUCUGUCUGAUUCAUUUAUCGUGCCGACUAAAUUUUGAACAAAGAAGUUGAGAAAGAUCAUGUCCUCAAUUUAAUAAACAGUGCAACUCAUGAGA